UUAGUCAUUGGGUUUCCCCGAAGUCCGAGGAGAAGCAGCAGUCGAGACUCGAUACUUUUGGUUAGGGUUUUCCGUGCUGAACAAAACCCUGUAAGGCAAAGGGGGAAAAAUCCGCCAACACGUCCGAAAAUAACGAAAAAGCUUCUCCAGCCAGACGAAGGACAAAGCUAAGAGGAAGGAGGAGAAGAAAAAAAAAAAAAGGUGUCUGUGGCAACAAGUGAAUUGGCAGAAGGUGGGAAAAGGGAACAUGCACUCUGAUUGCUUAGCUUAUUUAUUUCACUACUGAAGUUCACAAACAGUUUUAGCAUGGAUAAUUCUGAGAAUUCAAAUACGGACCGUGCUGAAGAAAUUAAACUUCUUGCCAAUGAGGCAUUUAAAGCCCACAAGUUCUCCCAUGCUGUGGAGUUGUACACUCAAGCUAUUGAGCUGAAUCCCGACAAUGCGGUUUAUUGGGCAAAUCGUGCAUUUGCACAUUCUAAGCUGGAGGAAUAUGGAAGUGCAAUACAGGAUGCAACUAAGGCUAUUGAAAUUGAUCCUGGAUAUUCCAAGGGCUACUACAGAAGGGGGGCAGCAUAUCUUUCAAUGGGGAAAUUUAAGGAAGCAUUAAAGGAUUUUCAACAGGUUAAAAGGAUUCGUCCAAAUGAUCCUGAUGCUACAAAGAAGUUGAAAGAAUGUGAAAAAGCUGUGAUGAAGCUUAAAUUUGAAGAAGCAAUUGCUGUGCAGGAUCAUGAAAGGCGUUCUGUAGCUGAAUCAAUUGAUUAUCAUUCCAUUGUUGUGGGAUCUGAAUACACAGGUGCUAGGAUUGAAGGAGAUGUUGUAACCUUAGACUUCAUAAAGAAAAUGAUGGAUGACUUUAAGAACCAGAAGUCCUUACACAAAAGGUAUGCCUUUCAAAUUGUCUUACAAGCAAGGGAAAUGCUAAGAGCUUUGCCUACUUUGGUUGAUAUCACUGUUCCUGAUGGUCAUCAUUUUACCGUUUGUGGUGACGUUCAUGGCCAGUUUUACGAUCUAUUGAAUAUAUUUGAGCUGAAUGGCCUUCCCUCAGAUGAGAACCCAUACCUCUUUAAUGGUGAUUUUGUGGAUCGUGGAUCUUUCUCUGUGGAAAUCAUUCUAACAUUAUUUGCAUUCAAAUGCAUGUCUCCAUCAGCUAUUCAUCUUGCCAGAGGGAACCAUGAGAGCAAGAGCAUGAACAAGAUCUAUGGAUUUGAGGGUGAAGUAAAGUCAAAAUUAAGUGACACGUUUGUGGAGUUGUUUGCAGAAGCAUUUUGUUGCUUGCCUCUGGCACAUGUAAUAAAUGAAAAGAUCUUUGUUGUCCAUGGAGGACUUUUUAGUGUUGAUGGAGUAAAGCUCUCAGAUAUUAGAGCAAUUGACAGGUUUUGUGAGCCUCCUGAAGAAGGCUUGAUGUGUGAAUUGCUCUGGAGUGAUCCACAACCUAAUCUGGGGCGUGGGCCUAGUAAGCGUGGUGUAGGUCUUUCUUUUGGGGCUGAUGUAACAAAGAGAUUUUUGCAAGAAAAUGGACUAGAGCUAGUUGUUCGAUCACAUGAAGUAAAGGAUGAGGGUUAUGAAAUAGAACAUGAUAGCAAGCUUAUUACUGUAUUUUCUGCUCCAAAUUAUUGUGACCAGAUGGGUAACAAGGGAGCGUUCUUAAAGUUCAAAGCUCCAGAAAUGAAGCCUGAGGCCAUUUCAUUCUCAGCAGUGCCUCACCCUGAUGUCAAGCCAAUGGCCUAUGCGAAUAAUUUCCUCAGAAUGUUCUCUUGAUCUGCUUAUUACCACACUCCAACUGUGUAAUUCAGAUGGGUACUGGGAAGCUUCUCCUCCAAAAGGGAAAGGCCUCGUAAACUGUACCUUGGACCCGUUGGUUGAUCCCCGAUCCCCAAAACUCAGCUUGUCAAGUUCCCACUGAUCUGAAGGGGUUGCUCUGCCAAAAGAACCGUGCGGCAUCAUUAUUUUGCCAGGAGGGAGAAACCUGCUUGUAUAAGACAACUGUGAAUAUGUGCAGUGUUGAAGUUCUCACAGAAAUGAUUAUGAUCUCAUUUUGCAGGGUGAUACCUUUAGCUGGAUAUAAGCAAAGUGGUUUAGUUAUUUGGACGGAUGGGAUUUUGCAUUAUUUUAGGGCAUUGUCACAACUUGAACGAAAUUUUCCUUCUAAGAUUUUGUAAUUCUUUUCAGACGACAGUUGACGGGUUCUGUUUUAUCUGAUGUGUGAGAGUUGAAUAAUUAGUUCAACACAUGUAGCUUUUCAUCAAUGAAGGGCAUAAAGGGAAGCCCGCUUUCCAGGA
Nymphaea colorata (pocket water lily) is the source of this 2279-nucleotide messenger RNA. RefSeq names its product serine/threonine-protein phosphatase 5. Gene Ontology annotation, cellular component: cytosol; nucleus. Bases 307 to 1758 code for a protein of 483 amino acids. Lineage: Eukaryota; Viridiplantae; Streptophyta; Magnoliopsida; Nymphaeales; Nymphaeaceae. The transcript has 15 exons. Gene Ontology annotation, molecular function: protein binding; protein serine/threonine phosphatase activity. The record is from RefSeq and is a predicted model, not a curated record.